Messenger RNA from Mesorhabditis spiculigera, 270 nucleotides. The record is from the annotation of a GenBank genome assembly. NCBI's taxonomy places the organism in Eukaryota, Metazoa, Nematoda, Chromadorea, Rhabditida, Rhabditidae.
AUGGAAUCGAGGGAGGAGAAUCAGCUCGACGUUCAGGUUCCCGACUCGUACAUUGGUGCAAUUCUGGGAUCGCGUGCGCGCACCCUGAUCGACAUCCAACAACAAACCGGGGCCAAGAUCACCGUCCACAAGAGGGGCGAGGAGCCGUUUCCACUUCACGAUGACGCCACUCGGCUUAUCAGUAUUGUCGGCGAUGCGGACCAACGCCUUGCCGGACGUCUUCUGAUCGAGCGCGUCAUCAACGACAAUUUCAACCGUCGCCAAGUGUCG